Tetranychus urticae (two-spotted spider mite) is the source of this 3841-nucleotide messenger RNA. It is a transcript of the gene Polr2B, whose product is annotated as RNA polymerase II subunit RpII140. Gene Ontology annotation, biological process: DNA-templated transcription. The record is from RefSeq and is a predicted model, not a curated record. Gene Ontology annotation, molecular function: DNA-directed RNA polymerase activity; ribonucleoside binding; DNA binding. NCBI's taxonomy places the organism in Eukaryota, Metazoa, Arthropoda, Arachnida, Trombidiformes, Tetranychidae.
UGUCUUUCAGCUUUCCGGUUCAUAUGUGAUUUUUUAGAUGAUUGUUUUCAUGUCAUCUCUUAAAUUCAGUCAAUUCAUUUUUAUUAUUAAUUUUUAAUUUGUUGUCAUCUAAAGUUUCAGUGUUUAUUCUACACAACAUCCUUGGCUUCCAUUAAAUUGGUUAGAAUUAACUGUUAUAACCGGUUUCAUCAUGAUGGACGACGAGGGUGAUCUGUUUGGUGAAGAGGAUAAUGCCGAGAUUGCACCAGAUCUUUGGCAAGAAGCUUGCUGGGUCGUAAUUAGUUCUUAUUUUGAUGAAAAAGGUUUAGUUCGACAACAAUUGGACUCUUUUGAUGAAUUUAUUGAUAUGUCCGUACAAAAAAUUGUUGAAGACUCUGCUCUCAUUGAAUUACAGGCUGAAGCUCAGCAUACUUCUGGUGAAGUCGAAAAUCCACCAAGAUAUGUUUUAAAAUUUGAACAACUCUAUCUUUCCAAACCUACACAUUGGGAAAAAGAUGGUGCACCGGCUCCUAUGUUACCCAAUGAAGCUAGACUACGUAAUUUAACUUAUGCAGCUCCUCUUUACGUUGAUGUCACUAAAACGGUAAUUAAAGAAGGCCAAGAGCCAGUCGAAACUCAACAUCAGAAAACUUUUAUUGGUAAAAUUCCAGUCAUGUUAAGAUCCAAAAGUUGUUACCUAUAUGGUUUGACUGAUCGUGAUUUAACUGAAUUAAAUGAAUGCCCACUUGACCCUGGUGGAUACUUCAUCAUCAACGGAUCUGAAAAAGUAUUGAUUGCCCAAGAAAAGAUGGCAACUAAUUCUGUCUACGUUUUCAGUAUGAAAGAUUCUAAAUACGCUUACAAAGCAGAAUGUCGUUCUUGUAUCGAGCAUUCAUCUCGUCCAACAAGUACUUUAUGGGUCAAUAUGCUUUCAAGAGGUAGCCAUGGUACUAAAAAAACUGCUAUCGGACAACGUAUAAUAGCUAUUAUUCCAUAUAUUAAACAAGAAAUUCCCAUCAUGAUUGUAUUCAGAGCUUUAGGUUUUGUUGCCGAUAGAGAUAUCUUGGAACAUAUUGUUUACGAUUUCGAGGAUCCUGAAAUCAUGGAAAUGGUUAAACCAUCCUUAGACGAAGCCUUUGUGGUCCAAGAACAAAACGUUGCUUUAAACUUUAUCGGUGUUCGUGGUGCAAGACCAGGUGUUACGAAAGAAAAAAGAAUAAAGUAUGCCAAAGAAAUUUUACAGAAAGAAAUGUUACCACAUGUGGGUAUUAGUGAUUAUUGUGAGACCAAGAAAGCAUAUUAUCUCGGAUAUAUGGUCCAUCGUCUUUUAGUCGCAGCUUUAGGUCGUCGAGAGUUGGAUGACAGAGAUCAUUACGGCAACAAAAGACUUGAUUUAGCUGGUCCUUUAAUGGCCUACCUAUUUCGUGGACUCUUCAGAAACUUGACGAAAGAAGUACGGAUGUAUGCUCAAAAAUUCAUUGACAGUGGAAAAGAUUUCAAUUUAGACCUUGCCAUCAAAACUAGAAUUAUAUCUGAUGGAUUACGAUAUUCUCUUGCUACUGGAAAUUGGGGAGAUCAAAAGAAAGCUCACACAGCUCGAGCUGGUGUCUCACAAGUGUUAAAUAGACUCACAUAUGCCUCAACUUUAUCUCAUCUUAGACGUGUAAACUCUCCUAUUGGUCGUGAUGGUAAAUUGGCUAAACCUCGUCAGCUUCAUAAUACUUUGUGGGGUAUGAUUUGUCCCGCCGAAACUCCUGAAGGCCAUGCUGUAGGUUUGGUCAAAAAUUUAGCUCUCAUGGCUUACAUCUCAGUUGGUUCGAAUCCAUCUCCUAUUCUGGAGUUCUUGGAAGAAUGGAGUAUGGAAAACUUGGAGGAAACAGCUCCUUCAACUAUUGCCGAUGCAACUAAAAUUUUUGUCAAUGGAUGUUGGGUUGGUAUUCAUCGAGAACCUGAUUUACUCAUGGCUACUUUAAGAAAACUACGUCGUCAAAUGGAUAUCGUUGUAUCUGAAGUAUCAAUGGUUCGUGAUAUUCGUGACAGAGAAAUUCGAAUCUUUACCGAUGCAGGUCGUAUUUGUCGACCACUAUUGAUCGUGGAAAAUCAGAAACUGUUACUUAAAAAGUCACAUAUCGAUAUGUUGAAAGAAAGAGAAUAUAACAAUUACAGUUGGGGUGAUUUAGUUGGUAGCGGUGUCGUUGAAUACAUUGACACUUCAGAAGAAGAAACCGUCAUGAUUGCAAUGACACCUGAUGAUUUGCAAGAUACUGAAAUGGCUUAUUGUUCAACUUAUACUCACUGUGAAAUUCAUCCGUCCAUGAUAUUAGGUGUUUGUGCAUCUAUUAUCCCCUUCCCUGAUCACAAUCAAUCACCUCGUAAUACCUACCAAUCUGCUAUGGGUAAACAAGCCAUGGGUGUUUAUAUUACCAAUUUUCAUGUUCGCAUGGAUACUCUGGCUCACGUCCUUUAUUAUCCCCAAAAGCCAUUGGUUACAACUCGAUCUAUGGAAUAUUUACGUUUCAGAGAAUUACCAGCUGGUAUCAAUUCAAUUGUUGCCAUUAUGUCUUACACGGGAUACAAUCAAGAAGAUUCUGUCAUUUUAAAUUCAUCUGCUAUAGAUCGAGGUUUCUUCAGAUCUGUCUUCUAUCGAUCUUAUAAAGAUGCUGAGCUCAAAAGGAUUGGAGACCAAGAAGAACAAUUUGAAAGACCUAGUCGAGAUACUUGUCAAAAUAUGCGUAAUGCAAUUUACGACAAACUUGAGGACGACGGUAUUAUUGCUCCUGGUAGUAGAGUGUCUGGUGAUGAUGUUAUCAUCGGUAAAACAGUUUUAUUGCCUGAGAACGAAGAUGAACUCGAAGCAACAACCAAAAAAUUCGUUAAACGUGAUGCUUCAACCUUCCUUAGAAACAGUGAAACUGGUAUAGUUGACCAAGUAAUGAUCACCAUCAACAAUGAUGGUUAUAAAUUUUGUAAAAUAAGAGUAAGAUCAGUUAGAAUACCGCAAAUUGGUGACAAAUUUGCAUCUCGUCAUGGACAGAAAGGUACUUGUGGUAUACCAUACAGACAAGAAGAUAUGCCAUUUACAAGUGAAGGUAUCACACCUGAUAUUAUCAUUAAUCCACACGCCAUUCCAUCUCGUAUGACCAUUGGUCAUUUAAUCGAAUGUCUUCAAGGAAAAGUUUCCGCAAACAAAGGAGAAAUUGGUGAUGCUACUCCUUUCAACGAUACUGUAAACGUUCAAAAAAUUUCCGAGCUUCUUGCUGAAUAUGGUUACCACUUAAGAGGUUAUGAAGUAAUGUAUAAUGGACACACUGGACGUAAAGUAAAUGCUCAAAUCUUUUUAGGACCCACUUAUUAUCAACGUCUUAAACACAUGGUAGAUGACAAGAUUCACUCUAGAGCCCGUGGUCCUGUGCAAAUCUUGGUUAGACAACCUAUGGAAGGUCGAGCUAGAGAUGGAGGUUUACGUUUCGGUGAAAUGGAACGUGAUUGUCAAAUUGCUCACGGAGCUGCUCAAUUCUUGAGGGAAAGACUUUUCGAAGUUUCUGAUCCUUAUAGAGUUCAUGUUUGUAAUUUAUGUGGACUUAUUUGUAUUGCCAAUUUACGAAACAAUACCUUUGAAUGUAAAGGCUGUCGAAAUAAGACACAGAUAUCACAAGUUCGUCUCCCUUAUGCUUGUAAACUAUUAUUCCAAGAAUUAAUGUCCAUGUCCAUCGCUCCUCGUAUCGUUGUUUAAAAAUUUUCCAUUAAAAUCAAUUUAUUAAUUUCCAUCCAAAAAAAACUAUCUCUUCAAAUUACCUUUCAUUUUGUCAAACUUGCAUCAUUCUGGUAAUCAAAAAUUGUAAUUAAUAAAUAAAUUCAUUAA